Messenger RNA from Xenopus laevis (African clawed frog), 3147 nucleotides. RefSeq names its product Yes associated protein 1 S homeolog (gene yap1.S). The record is from RefSeq and is a predicted model, not a curated record. Gene Ontology annotation, cellular component: cytoplasm; nucleus; plasma membrane. Lineage: Eukaryota; Metazoa; Chordata; Amphibia; Anura; Pipidae. Gene Ontology annotation, molecular function: transcription coactivator activity. The coding region runs from base 415 to 1788 and encodes 457 amino acids. Gene Ontology annotation, biological process: negative regulation of DNA-templated transcription; hippo signaling; positive regulation of transcription by RNA polymerase II. The transcript has 8 exons.
GAGAUCAACUUUUAUCCAUGGGCGUGGCCUAGGGGGUGGUCACGUGCCCUAGGAAAAGUUUGCGGUCCCAACGGGAUGCGAGGAAAGUUUUCUGCUUGUUGUCCCUUCGAGUUUCCGGAGUGAGAGUGGCCGCGGCCCGUGACUUGCCUUGUACCUCGCGACGGAGCCGAGCGACUUUGUGGGAAACUUUACGGAGCAGUGAUUGCGGGAACGAACCAACCCCGGGGGGAGAGGGAGGCGAAGGACCCCUCCAACUCUCCUUGAGAUGAGCGGGAGCCCCAGGCACUGUGAGACGAAGCGACCCGCAUAUUCUAUCUUUGGGAUCCACUAGUUAUUGCUCCCCCUGUAUUACCUGCCCAGUGGACUGUCCCCCAGUUUCCUACCGCGUCCUCCCUACACACAGCCUCCCCCACCAUGGAGCCCGGCUCCCAGCAACAACCUUCCGCCCCGGGUCAGCAGCCUCCCCCUGUGGGACACCAGAUCGUGCAUGUCCGGACCGACUCGGAGACCGACUUGGAGACUCUGUUUAACGCCGUCAUGAACCCGAAGAAUGCGAAUGUGCCCCAGACUCUGCCCAUGCGCAUGAGGAAACUCCCGGACUCGUUCUUCAAGCAGCCCGAGCCCAAGUCCCACUCACGGCAGGCCAGCACAGAUGGGGGAUCAGCUGGAGCACUAACUCCUCAGCAUGUCCGAGCUCAUUCCUCCCCGGCCUCCUUACAGCUGGGGGCAGUGUCCCCCGGAGCUCUUUCCCCUCAGGGGGUGAUUACUGGCCUAGCACCACCUUCUGCGCAGCACCUCCGACAGUCUUCCUACGAAAUCCCAGAUGAUGUUCCUCUCCCUCCUGGAUGGGAAAUGGCAAAGACACCCUCCGGGCAACGAUACUUUCUAAAUCACGUUGACCAAACGACGACAUGGCAGGAUCCAAGGAAGGCCAUGCUCUCUCAGAUAAACGUUACUGCUCCAACAAGCCCUCCCGUGCAGCAGAACAUAAUGACCCCAACAGGUCCACUGCCCGACGGGUGGGAACAGGCACUGACUCCAGAAGGGGAAACAUACUUCAUAAAUCAUAAGAACAAAACCACAUCUUGGCUAGACCCACGGUUAGACCCACGUUUCGCUAUGAAUCAACAGAGGUUAAGCCAGAGCGCCCCUGUCAAAUCCCCACCUGCCUUACAGCCCCAGAGCCCUCCGAGUGGGGUGCUGGGCAGUGGAGGUAACCAACAAAUGCGCCUCCAGCAGCUUCAGAUGGAGAAAGAACGGCUCCGGCUAAAGCAUCAAGAACUGCUUCGGCAGGUGAGGCCACAGGAACUUGCUCUCCGCAGUCAGAUCCCACCAAUGGAGCAGGACAGUGGCCCUCCGAAUCCAGUGUGUUCAUCAGGGAUUUCCCAGGAGCUGAGAACAAUGACGAUGAACAGCUCAGAUCCAUUCCUCAACAGUGGAACGUAUCACUCCAGAGACGAAAGCACUGACAGCGGAUUAAGCAUGAGCAGUUACAGUGUUCCCAGGACUCCUGAUGAUUUCCUUAAUAGUGUUGAUGAAAUGGACACAGGUGAAGCUAUUACCCAAAGUACAAUUCCUACCCAACAGAACCGGUUCCCAGACUAUUUGGAAACCCUUCCAGGCACAAAUGUGGACCUUGGCACACUAGAGGGAGAAGCAAUGAAUGUGGAAGGGGAAGAACUUAUGCCGAGCCUUCAAGAAGCCCUCAGUUCUGAUAUCCUUAACGACAUGGAGACCGUUCUGGCAGCAACCAAACUAGAUAAGGAAAGCUUUCUCACGUGGUUAUAGAAGCAUCUGCAAAACUGAUUUCUAAACCCCAGAAGGAUUUGUUCUUGUCUGGAGGUGGAAUUGAGAUUAUGGUAUAUUACAGAAAAUCAGGCAACGAGCAAAAACUAUUUUUUUUUCAUGUUUUUAGUAUUUCUCCACCCAUUGCUGCUUCAUUACGCCUGAUCUAUUUGAUGAAAGAGCCUUAUGAAUCAACCACAUCGGUCUUUUUAUUUUAUUUUUUUUCAGCUAUAGCUGCCUUUUUCAGACAUUGGUUUGGCGCACACAUGGAUAAAAAAUGCCUGGAAAGCGCUGCGACAGAAGGGGCUCAUGUACAUAGCACGCAAAUCAUUUGGAGUUCACCAGCCAGUCCCAGAGACUAGAGACCACGUCCUAAACCCAAUUAUUAACUUUUCUAUAAAAUUAUUUUGUAGAAAUGUAGUGUUUUUAUUACAAUAGCUUCUCGUUCACUUUGUGUAUCCUAAGCAAUCCAUUGGCUAUUUUUUACCUUUUUCUGUCAAUACCCAUGGCAACUUUUUGUGGAAGUCCCUGUCCGUAUCCGAGAAAAAAAUCUGGUGCAUCUUUGGUUAGUGUAUAAUGAUCUACACAAGUUUGGUGUGAAAGUACAUGUGCUACUUCAGGCUAUAAACAUUUGUGAUGGAAAGAGAAGGCUGAAAAACUAAAGAUAUGUUCCUAAAGGCCCCCAUACACUUGGCCGAGUAAAGCUUCAGACAAACCGAAUCAGUAGCUUUAUUGGCCUUAUGUGGGACCAUCCGAUGGGCGUCCCCGAUCGAUAUCUGACCGUCGAAAGUCGGGCAGAUGCCGAUUGGGCAGGUUAAAAAAUCCCAUCUAAUCGAGGCCACAUCUUUUCGUUGAUGCAGUCCCGUGAUCCGACCGCCCUUUUGGCCUCCAUUCUGAUCAUCUCCAUUCUGAGUCCUAGGGCCCACGAUCGGAUCAGCCUGAUAUCGCCCACCUCAAUGUGGGCAUAUCUGGGAGAUAUCGCCAAACAAGCGGAUCUCCUUAUGUAUGGCCACCUUUAGCCAAAAAAUUAUGUGAAUGUUUAGGGUAGCUUGAACAGAGAAAGUGUUAAAGUUUGCAUAAUUAUGGAUAGAUUUCUGUGUAUAGAUAGACCACCAGGGAUGCCAAGAUGUGUUUGUCCUCAAUGAUCAUAAGCUACAACCCCCCCAGCACCAAAGGCUAUUCAUAGAGUUGUGCCUUUCCUGGUAUAGAUACUAAUCCCAGAACGUGUCUGUUUACCGACCUACCUCUUGUCAUUUUCUUUUUUUAAUCUAAAAUUCCGAGAAAUGCUUUUUUGACUUUUGCUUUGGAAAUUCUUAAGUUUUAUAAUAUUUUUAGAUAUCUGAUAAAUAUGUAGGAACAACA